GGCAGUCCGAAGUGCUGACGUCACGGCGCGACGCUGCUCCGCGGCCUGCAGUUGAUGCUGAGCCUGAGCCAACGCCAAAGCCAGAGGCCCGGGAACAACAUGGAGCCACCACCUCGCACUUCUCCCAGUUGAGUGCUUCUGGCAUUCGGUAAUCUGUGCCAUGGCAGUGAUUGAAGGAGUCGGUGAUGAGGUCACCAUACUCUUCGGCCUGGUUCUCACAGUGUUAGUGUUAGUCCUGGCCUGGGCUUCCACUCGCACUGUGGAACGAGCUGAUCAGGACCCGCGACCAGCUGAGGAUCCCCCUGUAAUUGCCCCACAGGAGCAGCAGCCCCACUGCACUUCUCUGGGCAACCACUCACCAGACCAAGGAGAAACUGCAAUCAACACAGCAGAGUCAGACUGCACUGCUGAGGAGUACGAGCAGAGCGAAGAGGAGGAGGAGGAGGAGGAGGAGAGGAAGGAGCAGAGUGAAGAGGAGGAGAGGAAGGAGCAGAGCGAAGAGGAGGAGGAGAGGAAGGAGCAGAGCGAAGAGGAGGAGGAGAGGAAGGAGCAGAGCGAGGAGGAGGAGAGGAAGGAACAGAGCGAGGAGAAGGAGAGGAAGACACAGAGCAAGGGGGAGGAAGAGAGGAAGGAGCAGAGCGAGGAGGAGGAGAGGAAGACACAGAGCAAGGGGGAGGAAGAGGAGAAGACGCAGAGGAAGGGGGAGGAAGAGGAGAAGAUGAUGCAGAGCGAGGGGGAGGAAGGGAGAGUGAAUCAGUAUGAGGAGGUGGCACCUCCAGCAAAAACAAAAGGGAAUAAAGUGGAGAAAGAGGUUUUAGCCAAACAUGAGACAUCUCCCACCGAGAAAGGGGCUGAGCAGCUGGAUAUUGAUGAUGUGCCUGAAUUGCUUACCUCACCACAUGAUCCUGUGCAGUUACGUCGGCGAGUGACCUCUGCUGGUGAUAGGGAGGAACCGGAGACUCUAAACAUUGAUGACCAAAGCUCAGACAGUGACACCACUGAGGACAACUUCAUCCUGCUGAGGCUAAAAUUUUUGAAUGACACUGAGAAAAUAGCUCGGGUUAGACCUGAAGACACGAUUGGACACGUAAAGAGGAUUCACUUUCCUCACCAGGAACACCAGAUCCGGCUGAUCUAUCAGGGGCAGCUACUUGGAGACGACACACGGACGCUCUCCUCGCUUCACAUCAUCAAUAACUGUGUCAUUCAUUGCCAUAUCUCGCAGAAUGCCACACCACAGUCACCCGCAGGGAGUCAUGCAGCUGAGCACACUGAGACCACGCUCAACAUUGGGGGCCUAAUGUUGCCAAUCUUCUUCCUCAUGCUUUCGGUACUGUGGUAUUACCAGAUCAACUACCGACAGUUCUUCACAGCACCUGCCACCAUCUCACUUGUGGGCAUCACCAUUCUAUUCAGCUUUGUGGCUUUUGGAGCUUACAGGCGGUGAGAUUCUAGCCACAGCCAAUCCUGGAACCAGUCACCAGGGAUGACAAGCUCUACUUUUUAUCAAUUAAACUCAAGAUGGUUUAGAAGGCCUGAUGAUUAUAUUAUUGCUGUGAUUUAACUUUUUUGUGAUAGGGCUGUGAUUGACAAUGCUAUUUUCAUCCAUAAAGCUCAUUGUAGCUUUUGGCUGGAGUCUGGACAUUUUUCAGACUUCCCAUAUCCCUCCACCAUUUCCACAGAGGGGACAGUGGAACUCUUAUCCUGGUGGUGACCUGGAGGUAGACCCAUCAAGAAGGAAGAGCAGACUGUGCCGCAGCCCCUUUCUUUAUUAAAUGGACCUGCUGCUGGUGGAAUUGACUUUUCCAUUACACUGUGGACUGACCAUUUGAAACUAAAAUUUUUAUAGCAAAUGCAAAGCUAUUAAGCGCAUCAUAGCCCUGCUAGCUCUUUGGGCCAAUCCCAAAUUCAUUUCCCAAUGAUGCUUCAUAUAGUCUGCCAGUCAUGUUUCAAUUUUCUCCCUCAUUCUAAAUUUCUUAACUAAUGAAAAUUCUUUCUCGUCACCUCGUUCCUCUUGAUAUUUUCAUCCUUCCAUCAAAUCUGUAAGGUAGAUGCCAGGAAUUACCGACCCAAAUUGGACUAACCCCAUCAAAUCUCACCCUAAAUUGAAUUUAGGUAUCAAUCUGGUAAAUCCACAAUGCCCUCUUAUGAAGGCUAGUAUAUUCUUCCUAAUGUGGUGGUGCCCUGAACUGUGUGUAAUGCUUCAGGUUUAGGUCAAGCCAGGAAUUCGUACAGCUGAAGCUUGCCUUCUACUCCCUAGUAUUCUAGUCCUUUCUGUACAAGUGUCAGCAUCCCAUGAGGUUUUUGAUUUCUACAGCAGUUCAUUACUUUUUGAUCUGUACAUCCAGCUGGCCCGCAAGUAUCUUUUUCACCAUUUACAGGCUUCUCACCGUACACCAAAUAUUCUAUUCGACUAUUUUUGGGACCUCUCAUUGGGCAAAGAUGAACUCUCUUUUCCCAUUCACAAUCCCAUCAGUAUUUGAGUUUUGCUGUUUCAUCUACAAUGCUUAAACUGCCACCUGUAUUUGUGUCAUUGGUGAACUUGGAUAUGUGGCUUUAUAGCACAUCUGAAUAAACAUGGUAUAUAGUGA
Molecule: messenger RNA, 2591 nt
Organism: Stegostoma tigrinum
Lineage: Eukaryota; Metazoa; Chordata; Chondrichthyes; Orectolobiformes; Stegostomatidae
Product: transmembrane and ubiquitin-like domain-containing protein 1
Exons: 3
Coding region: 161-1447 (428 amino acids)
Molecular function (GO): protein binding
Source: RefSeq, a predicted model, not a curated record